AUGCCACCUCUGGCCAAAGGUGUCCUGUCCAAUUUGUCGGGGCGCAAGAACGAGACUUUUGAAGUUUCGGUCAUCUCACCACUCAGCGGAGCGCUGAACAACUGCGAGCGCGAUCUAGCUUACAGCUUUGACGACGGGCCAUCAAUCUACCACGGCGAGGUGGAAAUGCUUUUCGACAAUGCGAAAGCGAAGUACACCUCCUUUGUGAACGGCAUGAACUGGUCGUGCAUCUACGACGAGAACAACGUGCAAUCCCUCAGGAAGGCCGUCGCUGCAGGCCAUCAGAUCGGCAGCCACACCUGGUCACACGCACAUCUGAAUUCCUUGACUCCCGAACAGCAGGAUCUCGAGAUCGAGAGGCUGGAAGAAGCUCUGUGGAAGAUCAUUGGCCGUGUUCCUGCCUACUUUCGACCACCUUACGGAGAAUGCGACAAGAAUUGCGUCGAGCGCUUGAACAAGAAGCACGGUCUGACCGUCGUCACCUGGGACGUGGACAGCGGAGACUCCGUCGGAGCUUCGCCAUCCGCAUCCAUCGCGACACUCAACGCGCUCAAGUAUCCCCAGGCCCACAUGCCGCUCUCUCACGAGACUUACCAGUCCAGCGUUGAGACGGUUGCCCCAGCUGUUGUUCCCAGCCUGCAAAAGCAAGGCUACAAGCUCAUGACCAUCCAGCAGUGCUUGGGCGGCAAGGUUCCACCUUACAAGAUCAUUGGCAAACCACAGGAGCGAGACGAGACGUGGACUUGCGCCAACAACGUUUGA
Molecule: messenger RNA, 762 nt
Organism: Ceraceosorus bombacis
Lineage: Eukaryota; Fungi; Basidiomycota; Exobasidiomycetes; Ceraceosorales; Ceraceosoraceae
Source: the annotation of a GenBank genome assembly